CUGUGACUGUAUAUAACUGAUGCAGGGAGGAAACAUUUUCCCCCUGAACUGUCCCCUGUUGAUAUGACGAUCGCUACUGCUGGGUCACACCAUGCACAGGAGGCAGAAACCCAGUGCUCCGGAACACAAGAGGGAUCUUGCAGCUCAUGGAGGAGCUCUGUCCAUGUCCCACAAUGACACACGCUCUUUUUUCAACUUCUCUCAGCUUGUGCUCUCUGCUGGCCAUCUCAGAUCACCACCAGUGCUCAAACAUUCAAAAAUCACUUACUUUGAAGUGGAAAUUCUUGAUAUGCAAAGCAAGAAGCAGAUCUGCAUUGUGGACAAGGUACCUCCAUCAUCUACCCUUCUUGAUGUGAAACACAAAUUUCACAAAGCAUGUCCCCAGUGGUACCCUUCGCGUGUUGGCCUGCAACUAGAACGCAAUGGGCCCUAUUUGAAGGAUUCCAUUAACAUUCAAAGCCUUGCUGUUUCCUCUAUCAUUACACUGUAUUUUACAGACCUGGGCCAGCAGGUUGGUUGGACCACAUUUUUUCUAACAGAAUACACCGGGCCUCUUCUAAUAUAUCUGCUCUUUUACAUUCGCCUUUCAACUAUUUAUGAUCAAGUGGAAAGUACGAAGAACUUCCGCCACCCAGUGGUUCAUUUGGCCUGCUUCUGCCAUUGUUUACACUACAUCAGACAUCUUCUGGAGACGUUAUUUGUUCACAAGUUUUCGGGAGGGCACACUCCUCUGAAAAAUAUGAUGAAGGGCUGUGCCUUUUACUGGGGAUUCACUUCCUGGAUUGCAUACUACAUCAACCAUCCACGAUAUACGCCACCAUCAUUUGGCCACAGACAAGUUUCUUUUGCUGCCCUUGCUUUUCUGAUGUGUGAAGCUGGAAAUCACUUUAUCAACGUAACUUUAGCUCACCAGAGUCAUUCAGGAAGUAAAGCCUGUUUUCCAAGUCCAACUUACAACCCCUUCACGUGGCUCUUCUUGCUGGUAUCCUGUCCCAACUAUACAUACGAGGUUGGGUCUUGGAUUAGUUUCACAGUGAUGACACAAACCCUGCCAGUUGGAAUUUUUGCUUUCCUGAUGGUCAUCCAGAUGUCUCUCUGGGCCCAAAAGAAACACAAGCUGUACCUGAAGAGAUUUUAUCCAGAGGUGCGGAGAAAAGCAGCUAUGAUUCCUAUCAUCUUCUAAGCUCUUCACAAGAGUUGGAGCCUAUGUGUACAGUUCAAGAGCUAACUCAGAGCAAAUGAGCCAUUUCAUUCAGUAACCAAAGUGGAUCAGAGGAAGAACUAUUGGAUAUCUUUUUCAGAAAAUUAACAGUUCAAGAUGAAGAGCUUUUAAUUAAGUGAAAAAAUGUAGCUCUUGAAGCCUUGGUUCCUGCUAAAAGAUAUGAUUUAAUUAGAUUUUCUGUAAUGGAGCUAAUUGGGAAGGGACAAGAAAAUUGCUUAUAUUGAAUGUUAGGCUAGAUAUUUAGCUGGUGUAAAUGGGCACAGAUGCUGUUAAAAUUAACAAAUACAGCUCAUCUGCAUGCAUUCAGGUCUGGUGAUUUUAAGGUUCAGUGUUAGAUGUUGAUGAGAGUCUUGGAUUCUUUGCAUCAGAAGAUGUUUCACAGCCUUAUUUUUAUUAAACUGCACAGAAACAGCACGUUCUGCCUCAGCUCCUCUAAAGCAUCACAUCAAAGAAUGACUGCUACACUGUUAACACAGUUUAGUCUAGCUUUACAAGGUUUUUCUUUCUUUCUUUCUUUUUUAAAAUUGACUCUCAUAGCAAAUUAUUCAAUACAAAUUGGCUUAAAUUGAUCACUGCAGAGAGGUCUGCCUUUCUUUUAUUUUCAGGUAGGCAGAUCAGCCCCAUGAUCCCAGGAGGGGACUGUUUGUGAGGUGUUUCCCAUCUUGCUACUAAUUUGCAGCAUGACCUUGGGAACAUCAUUUAAGUCCAUCCCCCUUUCUUACACUGAACAGUUUUGGAAAUAGCAGAAGACUUUUCUGGACUAACAAGCAUGUUAAGAUCCCCUUGUUCAGUGCCCAGCUGCAUCAAACACCAUUCACCUUACUUGUAUCAAGCACUGUGAAAUCCUUGGGCUCAAGGUGAACCAGAGUACAGCUCGUUAUAGAAAAGGAAAGGGAUCCUGCCAAAUGCAUUUCAGUCCAUAUCUGAACUGCCUCAGGUGGACACUGCUGAAAGGCUUCAGCUCCCCUUCAGUUUGGUUACUAUCUGUUACUUUGCUUUCCAGGACAUUAUUUUUUAAGGGAUUCUCUGGGCUUGUUAUUUCAAGUCCUGAAAACACUUAUUUGGCUCCAUUUACAAAUCAGUGGUAUACAUGUCAGGAAGAAGCACGAUUUCAGUUACAGAGAGCAAAAGAACCAGAACUGCUUCAGGAAGUAUUAAGAUAUGGAGCGUUAGGGCAUUAAGUCCAGUUUUCAUUCUAUUUCUGUUGCACAUUUAUCGGUGUCUUUUGGCUCCCUCAGGCUGGUGAAAAAUCUUGCCUAAAGAACUUUAAUCAUUAGAGAAACACUGGAGUACACAAGCAAGGCAGGCAGUUUGUCUCCUAAAGGCGCUGUUAUCUUUGCACCAGCUCAAGUCUUCUAACAAAGUUAAUUUGCCCAGUAAAUCGGGUUCAUAUCCCUCUUCUAAUGUCUAACUUGCAACACUUAUCCUAUUAGCCACCGUAACUCAAUUUCGUCUUGGUAAUGUAAAUAAAUCACUUUCUGUAGUUUUUUAACUUGUAACCUGUGAACAACUAGAAUUUUUUAUUCCUGUCAAUGGAAAACUCGAGUCACAGUGAACAUCCAGUCCUCUAACCCAGACUGCUAUGAAGACCUAUUUUUGAAAAAUUAUUUUCUGUACUCUUUAGUCACUUAUAUCUAGCAACAAUAUUUUUGAAACCCAUUUUUUUCCAGCCAGUGAUAGAUUCAUGAGUCAAGACUGUUGACUGUUUUUUUUUUAAUCCAGCUACUAGGAUUGUUUUCAUUUCAUGUUUACGAAAAGUCUCAUUUUAGCAAUCUUCAAGUUUAAAAUAGUUCAUGUGGGAGGGUAACUUGCCAAAAUUACUUCCUUACCUGUUAAUCUCUUGAUUACAAUGGCUGCAGCUUUAAGUCUGUUCAAGGCUUGUUUCCAGAGUGAUUCCAAUUGCUAUGAGCAGGGUUCCUGUUCAACAGUUAGCUUAGCCAAAGGAAGUACUUCGGGAAUUGUUUACCUCCCUGCUUAUUAGUUGGUCAUUCAGCACAUGGAGCAGAGGGGUGGGGAGAUGGGUUUUGUCUCCUGUAGUAAAUGACUAAAGUUUUAAAAUGGGGGUAAGAGCAAACACUAGGUAAGAACAAAUGAAGAUAUGUCACAGAAGGCUGUCUCAGAUAAACAUGGCAGAUAUUUUGAGAUUCACCAAUGAGGUGUUGACCAGCUAAAAUUGCUCUGAACAGUGUUAAAUGGCUUCACAGAUAGCAAUAAAUCCAA
Messenger RNA from Harpia harpyja (harpy eagle), 3442 nucleotides. RefSeq names its product trans-2,3-enoyl-CoA reductase like (gene TECRL). The transcript is spliced from 12 exons. The record is from RefSeq and is a predicted model, not a curated record. Gene Ontology annotation, biological process: very long-chain fatty acid biosynthetic process. Bases 92 to 1183 code for a protein of 363 amino acids. Gene Ontology annotation, molecular function: oxidoreductase activity, acting on the CH-CH group of donors. Lineage: Eukaryota; Metazoa; Chordata; Aves; Accipitriformes; Accipitridae.